Messenger RNA from Chlamydomonas reinhardtii, 922 nucleotides. RefSeq lists its product as uncharacterized. Gene Ontology annotation, biological process: nucleosome assembly. The record is from RefSeq and is a predicted model, not a curated record. The transcript has a single exon. Gene Ontology annotation, cellular component: nucleosome. The coding region runs from base 49 to 360 and encodes 103 amino acids. NCBI's taxonomy places the organism in Eukaryota, Viridiplantae, Chlorophyta, Chlorophyceae, Chlamydomonadales, Chlamydomonadaceae. Gene Ontology annotation, molecular function: protein heterodimerization activity; structural constituent of chromatin; DNA binding.
GCACUUUCCUACUUCCUCGUUCGUUCACCUCACCGAACCAAAGUAAACAUGUCUGGACGCGGCAAGGGCGGCAAGGGCCUGGGCAAGGGCGGUGCUAAGCGCCACCGCAAGGUGCUUCGUGACAACAUCCAGGGCAUUACCAAGCCCGCUAUCCGCCGUCUGGCUCGCCGUGGCGGUGUGAAGCGUAUCAGCGGCCUCAUCUACGAGGAGACCCGCACCGUGCUCAAGACCUUCCUGGAGAACGUGAUCCGCGACUCGGUCACCUACACCGAGCACGCUCGCCGCAAGACCGUGACCGCCAUGGACGUGGUCUACGCGCUCAAGCGCCAGGGCCGCACCCUGUACGGCUUCGGCGGUUAAGCGGCCAGCUCCUAGCCGGCACGCUUCGCACGCACUGUUGCGGUCCCUGUGACCCGCAACACCCAAACAAACUCGGUGUUUCUCAACACCACCCCUCGUUGGUGGAUACAGCUUGGGUACUGCACUUGUACUCGCGUCUGCUGCGAUGCACUGCGGGCGGCAGGCAAAGCGCAUGCGUGUAGGUUGCUGGGGGGGGGGGCGGCGGCGUCGUUCGCCAGUCUAAGCAUGAAGCACUAGACACAAAUGCGCAGGCCCCACACAAGGCCCUCAACAUACUAGCGGACCGCCAUGCGAUCCAUGGGGCGUGCCCCUAAGGGAGUCAAGUGACAGGGGACGCAACGUACGGUGUUGUAAUGCUGAGCACAAGAGGAGGCGUGUGCAGGUAGUGGCCCUUAGUGGCGUAGAGCUGAGGUGAAAGGAGGCUUACAGGGGAGGCCCCUGGAGGCGUAUAUAGUCAUGGCGACUGAAGUCGGAGAUGAUCUGAGUGCCAGAGUCGUGACAUACGUUGGACCAAAGGUACUGCGGAUGCUGGCGUGCGCACAACCUCCCGGAUCGGUGACCG